Tripterygium wilfordii is the source of this 2180-nucleotide messenger RNA. Its product is annotated as transcription factor HBP-1b(c38)-like. Gene Ontology annotation, molecular function: DNA-binding transcription factor activity; sequence-specific DNA binding. The record is from RefSeq and is a predicted model, not a curated record. Gene Ontology annotation, biological process: regulation of DNA-templated transcription; DNA-templated transcription. The transcript has 12 exons. The coding region runs from base 428 to 1831 and encodes 467 amino acids. Lineage: Eukaryota; Viridiplantae; Streptophyta; Magnoliopsida; Celastrales; Celastraceae.
AUUUUCAAGGAGUUUAGAAAAUUCAUUGUAUACGUACAAAAAGUAUAUACAUACAAUAAUACCCAUCAAAGAAAAAGUCAAAAAAGAUUCAAUUUUUAAUCAUCAACAAGACCUGCUGGUUAGGGUUUUUGUGGUUGUCUCUUCAAUUUUCUGCUUGUGGGUGCUGGUCAAUUGGAGAUAAGAUUCAGUACUUCUCAAGCUCCGACUCUCCUGGUGGUUGUGCUGCUUUGAGGUUUAUUUCACUGCUGGAUUCUGGUGAUUUCAACUCAAAGAGAAGAAGAGUGUGUUGUGAAGUUUAUUUUAAGAGAUUUCUGCAGCUUCUUUUGGGUUUGCUUAGUCUGAAGGUGCUUUGUUUGUAGAGAGGAAGGUUGGUUUUGUUCGGCUAUUAAGGUGUGCUGGUGGUUCGUGGUGAUGAUUAUGGUGAUUCAUGGGUAGUAAAGCAGCAGAUAUUGGUGCAAAAAAUGAUAAUAAAGCUGUGACCGGCAUGCCGAGCUUCGUUCCUCCAGUGAUUUCCUCUUCAAAUCCUACUGUUGCUGAAGAAAACAAUAUUCGCUCCUCUAGAAUCUCAGAUUUUGCAACACUUGAGCAGUCUCUUGGAUUUCGUAUAGAAGAUGCUGUUGACCUUAGUAGAAAUCCAGUGUUUAAUCAACUAAAGUCGAGUAGUCAGGCAGUAGGUGCCAAUGCUCAAUUUGGUGCCCUAAAUAAGCAUCUCGUCCCCACAAAUACAAACUUCUCUGCUGCUAUUGUGGGUUCCCAAACAUUAGCACUACAGAAGGAAAUGCAACCAAAUCUGGUGUCUAUGCCUGGCGGUCAUCGUGAGAACUGGGGAGAGUCCAAUAUGGCAGAUGCAAGUCCUAGAACCGAUACCUCAACAGAUGAUACGGAUGAAAAGCUUCAAAGGGGUGACAGGGGUCAGUCAACAGCUAUUGUGGCAUCUGAUUCGAGUGACAAAUCCAAAGAAAAAGCAGGGGAUCAAAAGACAUUACGUAGGCUUGCUCAAAAUCGUGAAGCUGCGCGAAAAAGCCGAUUAAGGAAAAAAGCUUAUGUACAACAACUAGAGAGCAGUCGACUGAAACUGACCCAACUUGAGCAAGAGCUCCAGCGAGCUCGCCAGCAGGGUGUUUUCAUUUCGAGUUCUGGAGACCAAUCAAACUCAAUGAAUGGAAAUGGUGCCUUAGCAUUUGAUGUAGAAUAUGCUCGGUGGCUAGAUGAACACAACAGACAUGUCAGUGAGCUAAGGGCUGCGGUCAAUUCACAUGCGGGGGACACUGAACUUCGCACUGUUGUUGACAAUGUCAUUACACAGUUUGAUGACGUAUUCAGGCUUAAAGGCAAUGCAGCAAAAGCUGAUGUCUUCCACAUAUUGUCUGGAAUGUGGAAGACACCAGCCGAGCGGUGUUUCAUGUGGAUUGGUGGCUUCCGCUCAUCUGAGCUCCUCAAGCUCCUUGUUACUCAAUUAGAGCCUCUCACUGAACAACAGUUGAUGGCCAUCUACAACUUGCAGCAAUCAUCCCAACAGGCUGAAGAUGCUCUGUCACAAGGGAUGGAGGCAUUGCAGCAAUCUCUGGCUGAGACAUUAGCCAAUGGCUCACCUGGAUCUUCAUCUGGAAACGUGGCAAACUACAUGGGUCAAAUGGCAAUGGCCAUGGGUAAGCUCGGAACACUUGAGGGGUUCCUUCGUCAGGCCGACAAUCUACGUCAACAGACAUUACGACAAAUGCAUCGUAUAUUGACAACCCGGCAAUCAGCCCGUGCCCUUCUCGCAAUAAACGACUAUUUCUCUCGACUGCGAGCCCUCAGCUCUCUCUGGCUGGCUAGGCCUCGCGAGUAAGCAGCUGUAGACUCUUCCUUUAUGAGAUUGUCUUGAAAAGCAUGACCACCUGAAGCUUAUAGGAAUCAUACAUGUGACCCCAUAAGUCUCUCCUCUGAAGUCCUCGCUGGACGGCCCACCUUAAUGUAAUUAUAUAGGCUUUCCAUCCUGUAACAUUAACUGUUUCUCUUCUAGGGUGAUUGCAUUAUAAUCUGUGUUGUAAAAAAUAUGCAUAAUAUUGUGGUCAGGUUUGAUGUUUGUUAUCUCCAAAGAAUUGUAGAAGUGUUGGUAGUUUGUAGGUUACAGCUAAUGUAUUAUCUUGUGUACCAAUUGUUAAAUUUAAUCAGGGUUUAUUACUUUUGUUUGCCUA